AAAAAAAAAGUGUUGCAAAUCCGGACUUUUGGGGUUUUAAAAACAUGGGUUAUUGGGUUUGUCGCUUCCUUUAUUUUGGGCUCUUGGAGAGUUGGAGGAUAGUGAGCGGCGAGCCCUUCCUAUGAGAACGAAAAAGCAUUUAUUUUGGAUCAGUUUUCUGGCUUGAAUUGUAUACACACUUUCGGAAAGACGGUUUCUCGGCCUUCAACUCCGGGUUUCUGAAUUGUUGAAGCUUCAGCAACGGCUUUAUCUCUCUCUUCUUUUUGAGCAUUUUCUAGAAAUACUGGUUUUUCUUCCUUCUUCCUUUUCGUCAGAAUCUGUUGAAUGAAACGGGAAAAAUGCAGAUUUCGAUUUAUACAUUUCUGGGUAGAGCUGAAAUGAUUGAUUUUCUGCUCGCUACUAACGGGAAUCUUUUUUCCUUUGUUUUUUUUUUGGUGCCGAAGGCCUUCUUUAAGUUAGGUUCAUUACUUUGUAGGUUAAGAAACCAUGAAGUUCAGGACUUUCUUCAGGUUGGGUUCGUUAAUUUGCAUCUCGAAACUGUGAGAUAUUUCUAGAAUUUGAUGUUUUCUGAACUGUUGCAAUCCUUUUAAGGGCAAGUUCGUUGAUUUGAAGCUUGUAAUUUUUAGAAAUCCAUAUGAAUUUUUUGAUGUUCUGUGAACUGUUGAAGAACUUCUUGUGGUACUAAACUUGGGUUCUCGUUGUUAUGUGUUGCUUUUCCCUCCAUGGACAAGAGAAACUCUAACGCAUGCUUUAACAGCAGAAGCUCGGCAAAACUGACUCUGUUUCUCCCCUGCUUUUUCUGUGUCAUCCAAUGCCGAGAAGUCAUGACAGAGCACAUCUUGACAGAGUCUCCAACUCCUCCACAGUUUCCCACAUACAGGAAUGGCGUUCGGAGGAUUAUGUUGGGCAUUGUGUUAGGAACUCUCACCGGAUUAAUUUGUGCCAUCAUUUCUGCUUGCAUAGUCCGACUCGUUAUCAAGUACUUAAACAGAACUCCAAUCCUUAAAGGCCCCGUUGUCUUCUCCUCCAAAAUCGAUCCUAAAACACUUCAAUCGGCCCUCUCGAAGGAAAAUCAGUUACUCGGGUCGAGCCCAAAUGGGAAGUAUUACAGAACUGUUCUUUAUAAUGGGUUAGCGGUUGCUCUUAAAAGGCUUGAGCCCCUUGAAACCGGUUCUCCGGAGACUCAGAACAAGUCGGUCAAGAGAGGGAUACAGCAGGAGUUGGAAACGUUAGCUACCAUAAGGCAUCGGAAUCUGAUGACCUUACGGGCUUAUGUUCGGGAACACAGUCGGUUUUCUCUGGUUUAUGAUUACAUGACUAAUGGCAGCCUUGAAGAUGCAAUGAACAGAGUCCGGGAGAACCAGCUCCAGCUUGGUUGGGAAAUCCGACAUCACAUUGCAGUCGGGGUGAUUAAGGGUCUAAGUUAUCUCCACUUCAGUUGCAACCCGAGAAUUCUGCACUACAAUCUCAAGCCUACAAAUAUAAUGUUAGAUGCAGACUUUGAGCCAAGACUGGCAGAUUGUGGGUUGGCUAAGCUUUUACCUAAUUUGGACCGAGCAGCAUCUAGCUAUACUGCUCCAGAAUGUUUCCAGAGCUGCAGGUACACUGAUAAGAGUGAUGUCUUCAGUUUUGGGAUGAUUUUGACUAUUCUGCUGACUGGGAGAGACCCUAUGGAUCCAUUCUUUGGGGAAGCAGCAAGUGGGGGGAGUUUGGUGCGCUGGCUUCGGCAUUUGCAACAAGCAGGGGAGACACGAGAAGCACUAGACAAGAGCAUUCUAGGGGAAGAAGGAGAGGAGGAUGAAAUGCUGAUGGCAGUGAGAAUCGCUGUUGCAUGCCUGUCAGAUUUGCCUGCUGAUCGGCCUUCUAGUGAUGAGCUUGUACCCAUGCUCACGCAGCUGCAUAGUUUUUGAAGGGGAAAUACAUGUAAAAUGUAUAAAAACUAUUGAACCCCGGAGCCCUUUACAACUCCAGAAUUUGGAAGUUCGGUAUUGCUGGGUUGUGGUUUACAGGGUCUUGAUCUGCAUCUCCUAUAAAAUGUGAAGAAUUUUUCUCUUAGUGGGAAUUAUGCCUUUUGUUAUUCUCUUCUCAGGAAAGCCAGAACCUAGCUUCUUUACGCAAACUAUGUCUGCACCUCAAAACAAGGUACUUGAGUGUAGUCUUAAAAAGAUAUAGACAUUUUCUGGAAGCUCGAAGUUCAAGAUUAGAUGGGGCCUGUUUUGAGCGCUAGUUUAGAUGGUUUUCUGUUAUGUUUUUUUUUCCAAUCUGGUCUGGUCUGCUUGUAGCCUGUGUUUCUGUUAGGAUGAAAUGGGGCCUCAUUACUCAUUAGGUUAUAGAUAAAAUACAUUUUUUUAAGUCUGUUGUACUUGUACUUUUGGGAAGAAUUGUCUGUGGUAAAUCCCUUGAAAAUGAGGACUAUAAGGGUCUGAAAGACUGAAACCAAUGCAGCAGGGUUUACGCUAGCACCUAGCGGCAGCGGCAGCGGCAGCCUAAAUGUGGUCUCAGGCCCGUCAGAAUUCACAAGACCGUCAGCUUGCUCAGUAGCAUAAAAAAUUAUAUAAAUGAGCUGCAACUUCAAAUUUUGCUUUGGUUAUGGCCGUUGGUCAAUGAAAGAGAAAUUUGCAGAUGAAGGAAGUUAAGAUUUUCCACGAGAAGGGUAACAGUUACACGACGACAGGGAUGGUGCAUCGAGUUUUCGUUCUGCAUUUCACCCUUUUCAUUAUUUGGGUCAUCAAUUCAGUGCAAGCAUGCAAGUGAUUGGAUGGUGAAUGCAGAUUUUUUGUCUGAUCUGUAUAAGGAUAAGGAGGCUAGGGCAAUCUUGAUUGAUAACCAUGGUUUUAACUUUUAAGUUCAA
Nelumbo nucifera (sacred lotus) is the source of this 2851-nucleotide messenger RNA. RefSeq names its product inactive leucine-rich repeat receptor-like protein kinase CORYNE. NCBI's taxonomy places the organism in Eukaryota, Viridiplantae, Streptophyta, Magnoliopsida, Proteales, Nelumbonaceae. The record is from RefSeq and is a predicted model, not a curated record. Gene Ontology annotation, cellular component: membrane. Gene Ontology annotation, biological process: protein phosphorylation. Gene Ontology annotation, molecular function: ATP binding; protein kinase activity.